CGGAACAGUCCUUUGAGGAAGAUGUGAAAGACGAGACCUUCUCAGGAAAGAAUGAGAGAGAAGAGAGAUGAAAGUAUGGUGAAAGAUCUCUCUGGGUUGUAUGAUGGAAGGACUGGGAAAGGAGAGAUCCAUAUGCAGCGCUAGUCCCUUCCCAUGGCUCAGUCACCCCAAAACAGAGGCCUCAACCCUGCUAUGGAAACUCAAAGACUGCUUCUCCACCACUGAGACAACCACCCCUCAUCAUACAGAUAAAGAAAAAAAUUACAUGGAGAGCAGAAAGCCUGUGCUGGAAUUGAAAGAUGUCCCUCCUCCUCCUCCUCCUCCACCACACCAUACGUCCUCCUCCCAACCAUCCCAGCCCUUUUCUCUGGCCCCUCUCCCUUUGCCUCAUCCCCGCUUACCUCCUCCACCUCAGCUUACACAAGGCUCCCACCAACAACAGCCACCACAUCAGCAACUAGAGGGGGCAACCCCUAAAGUAAGCAUUUGCACUCAUUGUGACUACUGCAGCACAGACGGCUAUGGCUUAUUGGGUGGUGGAGGUGUUGUUGGUAGCAGUAGCAGCAUUGCUGGUGUUGUGUCACUCUAUAUUGCCCCAGGCUCUGUGGGAGCACCCAUCAGCAACAGCGGUAUUAGCAGGUCUGGGCCUUGCUCUGUAACCUCAUCUGUUCAUCAGUAUAAAAAUAACUUGAGCUGUGGAAGAGAAGGUGAAACUCUUGAUCCUUUGCUCAGUCUUGGCUACAAACCUCAACUGCCCUCUUCUGUUGCUACCUCUCAGCCUGUUUCAUCACACCCCUACCUCCCCUGCUGCUCAGGACUUCUCCACACCUACCCAGCUGCACCUCUUCCAUGCAGUCAACCCAGCUUUUUUCCCUCCUCAGCUCCUUUAGCUUCCUCUCUCCCCUCUGUUUCCACUCUACCUGUUUCGUUGCAUGGCUCUUGCCUGGCCUCUUCUGGCUACUACACCUGUGGUGUGGACUGCAGCCCAUCAGCCAGAAGAUCCCAGAGAAGCACACUCGGUGACCACCCAACCUCCACCACCAUCACUACUACAACCACCUCAGCACACUUCUGCUCUAAUCCUAUGCACCUUAAUGUAGAACGCACGGUUUGUGUGAAGGGGGCGCACUACUGCCAAGAGUGCUUUUUGAAGCCAAUGAAUGGUCUGGCAUCAGAGUCAGACAAGAUAUGGCCCAAUGUUCCUGCUCCCCAGACUGCUCCUAUCCCUAUCCCGAUUUGCAAUGGCUGUGGCACCUCCUCUGAUAGCAUGAUGCUCAUGCCAUCAACCAGCCUUGGCAAGAUUGGCCAGAAGUAUGGUUCACCAGAGAAUAGUGGUCCUGAGAACAUCCCUCCAGUUGGUGUCUUCUGGGACAUUGAGAACUGCAGUGUUCCCAGUGGACGCUCUGCUGGAGCUGUGGUCCAGCGUAUUCGCAGCCGUUUCUUCCAGGGUCAUCGGGAGGCAGAAUUCAUUUGUGUCUGUGACAUCAGCAAGGAGAGUAAAGCUGUCAUCCAGGAGCUUAACAACUGCCAGGUUACUGUUGCACAUAUCAACGCCACAGCCAAGAAUGCUGCGGAUGACAAACUUCGCCAGAGCCUGCGACGCUUCGCUGAGACCCACACUGCCCCUGCAACUGUUGUACUAGUGUCCUCUGAUGUGAACUUUGCAAGUGAGUUGAGUGACCUGCGUCAUCGCCAUGGUUUCCAGGUAAUCCUGGUGCAUGGCAACCAUACAUCUUCAGCCCUUCUGCAGCACGCCCAUCGCCACGUGGCCUUUCAGGAGAUCACCGCUGAUUUGCCACCACGAAUGCUUGUCAAAGCACAGCCCAGUUUCAACCUCCUCUAUGUGCACAACCUCCCUGUCAACUGUGACAAGAGCCUGCGGAACGCUGUGAAGCUCAGGCUCCGCCGCCUGUCUGACAACUGUGGUGGCAAGGUGCUGGGCAUGUCCCAGGGCACAGCAGUCCUCCGCUUUGGCAGCCCUGAGGCAGCUGCGCGUGCCCGCAAGCGAAUGGAAAAUGAGGAUGUGUAUGGCCGCCGAAUCAGCCUCUCCUUCUCCCCACGGCCCAGAGACGAUGCAAGUCUUGAGCCUGAGAUUCAAUCUCAGCCCCAUCACUUGCUUCAGGCUCUGCCCCAACCCUAUCAAACCCAGGAUUCAGUGUUCGCCCCUCCCCCAUCUAUAUCCUCCUUCUCUUUUCUGCCCCUGGAGAAGCCCAGGUCACCCAGGAGGCCACGGCGAGCAACCCGCCCGUGCCACACCCCUGGCCCAGUGCCUGAAAGGCCCUACAGCCCCAGGAGGGGGUGCAGUGGGCCUCCCGGUGGUGCUCCAGCCAAGCCCCGUCAGGAGCUGGGUAGUUUCGAGGGCAAGUCCAGAAUGGGCUUCCACCAACUGGAUAAAGGGCGUGCUGCUUCCUCUUCCCCCCACAGUAAUGGUGAGACCGGGGCCAUGGAUCAGCUGUCCAAACCUGGCCUCACUGGAGAAUCCAUGUACAGGCGGAGAAGAGAGGGCUCCAAUCCUCGCAGCUUGACUGAAUCCCCUGUAGAACAAGGUGACAGGAGCUCAGGGGAAUUCCAGAUUAGCACACCCUCAGCCUUCAGCAAGCUGAACCUGCAUAGGAGCUUCAGUCCUCUUGUCCUCUCCCAGGGCUCCUGGUCCUCCAGGAGUGUGUCCCCCUGCCUGUCCAGCCGCUCCUCACCUGUUCUUGCUGCCCCUCGCAGCCCCUGUCCUGAAGGUCCACCUGAGCCGUUCUCAGAGGGGACCGAGGUCCAGGUGGGCAACCUGGACUAUAGAAUGUCGCGCAAGGAUCUGCAGCAAACACUGCAGGACACCUUCUCUCGAUACGGGCGGGUGAAAGCUGUGGAGCUUAGCCCCCACACUGACUAUCAGCUGAAGGCCACAGUUCAGAUGUUGUCCCUACAGCACGCUAUCAGCGCUGUCAGUGGCCUGCACCGUUACAAGAUUGGGAGCAAGCGCAUUCAGGUGUCUCUGGUCACUGGUGGCAGCAGCAAAUCUCUUGUCAUGCUCAGCACAGAGAUCAUCAGCAUUCUUCAGGAUGCCCCUGCCAAUUGUCUUCCCCUGUUCAAGUUCACAGAGAUCUAUGAGAAAAAGUAUUGCCGUAAGCUGGUGGUUGGGGAUCUUUACAGACUACCAGAGGUGGUGGCCGUGCGGGAACAGGGGGGCUCAAGGCUUGUGUGCCUUCUGCCCAGCAGCCAAAUCCGCCAGAGUCCACUGGGAUCUUCCCAGUCCCAGGAAGGCUCCUCUUCUGCUAGUGGUAGCCCCGUAGUGUUUGAGGAGCUGGAGUACCAUGAACCUGUCUGCAGACAACACUAUGCACAGCAGGACUUCAGUGAGGCUGACUUUGACCCUGACUCCUAUAAAAUCCCAUUUGUUGUGAUGUCUCUGAGCACCUUAGCCUCUGAGGUCCACAGUCUGUUGCAGUCACAUGAGGGAACCCUUCCACUACUCAGUUUUCCAGACUGCUAUGCAGCAAAAUUCAGCCCACUGCAGCUGGGCAAUGAGACAUUGGAGGGUGGUGUUCCCCUGGAGCACCUCAUUACCUGUGUCCCUAGUAUCACAAUAGUCACAGCUCAGAAUGGCUUUAAAGUCAUUAAGUGGAUCCACAACAAACCACCAGCACCAAACCAAACUGAGCCAUGGAUUCAGCGCUGCAAAAGUCCAGUGGGCAACCCUCAGCUCAUUCAGUUCAGCCGAGAGAUUAUUGACCUGUUGAAGAGUCAGCCUUCUUGCAUCAUGCCCAUCAGCAAGUUCAUACCCUCAUACCACCAUCACUUUGCCAAACAGUGCCGUGUCUCUGACUAUGGCUACUCCAAACUGUUGGAGCUGCUGGAGGCUGUGCCACACGUUCUGCAGAUCUUGGGCAUGGGUACCAAGCGUUUACUGACCCUGACACAUCGUGCUCAAGUGAAGCGCUUCACCCAAGACCUGCUCAAACUGCUCAAAUUCCAAGCCAGCAAACAAGUGGCCAUCAAGGACUUCAUGCAGGCGUACCAUUGGUGCUUCUCCAGAGACUGGAGGGUUAUUGACUAUGGCAUAUGUGACCUGAUGGACCUCAUGACUGAGAUCCCUGAAACCACUAUUACCAUAACACACCACACCACGGACACGGUCAUCUCUGUUCCCAAAAGAGAGCGUACCGUGGAGGAAAUGGAGCGUACCAAGCAGUUUGCAAAGGAAGUGGUGGACCUGCUUCGUCACCAGCCUCACUGUCGAAUGCCCUUCAGUAAGUUCAUCCCCACCUAUCACCAUCACUUUGGUCGUCAGUGCAAGCUCAGCUACUAUGGCUUCACCAAGCUUAUGGAACUCUUUGAGGCGAUCCCUGACGUACUGAUGGUGUUGGAGUGUGGUGAGGAGAAAGUGUUGACUCUGACAGAGGUGGAGCGUAUCAAGGCCUUGGCGGCUCAGCUGGUCAAGCUGCUGCGGGCUCAGAAAAACUCCAGCCUUCCUGUCUGCCAGCUGCUCACAGAGUACAGCAAGACCUUUGGUUACGGUCUACGCCUGCAGGACUAUGAUGCCAGCUCCCUGCCAGCUCUGCUGACCAAACUCUGCCAUGUUGUCAAGGUGGUGGAUGGCUUGGAGGGACGGGAAGUACAGCUUAUCAACAGGAAGUCUCUGCGCUCGCUGACAUCCCAACUACUGGCUCUGCUCAUGUCCCAGGAAGAGGAGCAGGUCACCAAGGGUCUGAAGGUGGAAGAGCUAAGCCAUCAUUACCUGACUGUCCACGGAGCCCCGCUCAACCCAUGUGAAUAUGGGUUCCUCUCCCUCAGUGAGUUACUCAAGAGUCUGCCCUACCUUGUGGAGCUAUACUAUGAGGAGAUUGAUGAAGACUGUAAAACUGGCAACACUGCCACUGAUCAUGGUGAGGAGUGGGUGAGGCUGACCAGGCUUUACCAGUUUGCCCGUAACAUACGUGCCCUGCUCCACACCUACCAUUACAACCAGCUCUUUCUGACUGAGUUCCAGGGAGCUUACAAAAAAUUCACAGGCUGCAGCCUUGAGCCACGUUCCUACGGAUACGCCAGUACUGAUGAGCUGCUCAGCGCCAUCCCACAGGUGGUGUGGAUCAAAGGACAUGGUCACAAGAGGAUUAUCGUUUUGAAGAACGAUAUGAAAGCAAGGACAAGCUCUUCAGUCCCCAACAGCCCCCAGCCAGAAGAGAAUACAGAAAGCCCGAGAGGCAGCCCCGUUAGCAACACAUCUGGAGCCCAGAGUCCAGGAGGCGAUGAAGCUGCAGAGUCUGAGCUGCUGUGUCUGACGUCCCCAGUGGACCUGCUGUGUGGUCCUGUACCAUCCUGCUUACCAUCGCCUCAGCUUCACCCCGACCCCGUUCUCCUCCAGCAGGCGGACCUGAUUCGCUUUGAGGAGAGAACGCCACCACCAACAGACGAGUGUGACGAACUUGAGGUGGCAGCUGCUGCAGUCACUGACAGCACAUCUGAUCCAUCUGAGCAGCCUGGCAGCACAGAGAACUCUGCAGUCACCAAACUUCCAACCGCCCCCAACAUGAAGACCCCCUUGUCUAUGGACAGUCCCAGCAGAAGAGCUACACGCAGCAGAAUCAAGCUAGCUGCCAACUUCUCAUUCACAGCAGGCCUCUGAUCCUCACACAUACACAUCCAGUCUCAUGCACACAAAGCAAUACUAGUUCACACAUAGUGUAACUCUAAAUGGAAGAGUUGACCGGCUACACUAAACACAGUACAGGAAUUAACCCCAGAAGAGCAUUGGUGUUGUCCCCUCUACAUCCAGACAGGCUGUUGCAUUCUUCUGCUUUCUUCUUUGUUGUUCAUCCGCCAUCUUUGUUACUCUUUGCUUAUUUCAGUGUGUUCUUCCAGUGAUGCUCACCAAGCUAUGAUUUUUCUUCUUGCAGAUUUUCUGCAAUUCUUUAAUUUGCCAAAUUCAUCUACCAUAACUGUUUGAUUUCAUCCCGACAGAAGUUAAUUUACAAUCCCACAAAUGUGCAUCUUCAGUUUAGAGUCACGUUGUGACGAAAGGCAUGUUAGCUUACAGAUAAUUAAUGACAUUGAGUUAGUUGUCACUGUUUAGAGUAUAAAUUAACAAUGGGAGAAAUGCCAGGGAUGAGGUUUUCUAUAUGGAAUUCAAAAAAAAUUUUAGCUACCCACAUAAAUAACUGAAGAUUUGUUGAUGUUUUGUUCAUGAACCAUAUUGAGAAAUUACUUCGCUGGAUUCCCAAAAAUAGAAGAUUUCAUUUAUGACAUUAACUCAUUUUUGAACUAAUUUCAAAUUUUGGAGAUUUUACUUUGUAGGUAACCAUAGACAUGUCAACCAAACUGGCUGAUAAGCCCCUGACUGAUUAAUUCUUUUAGUCUUCUCUGUGGAUUUCUGAAGAGGUCGCUUCUCUUUGAGGUAUAUUCUCAUCUUUUGUCUCUGUUGUAAAGCAGCCUAAGGACAGUAUUUUCAGUUCCUUUUAUAUAAUGCAGAGUAUUUUGUAGUCUGUGGAGGAGUUUGGCCUAAAUGUGUGGUGUAUUUGGUGGCAAUUCAGUGAUGGAACUGGAGAGAAACCACAGUGUUAACUGUUCAGAUUAUGUCUUCUUUAAUAGAAGCUAACAGCCUUUGAACAGUUAAAGUUUGGAUCGAAAGGUUUUGAUGUUGCGACAAACACUGCUCUCAGGAAUUUUUAUUCUUGUAGUAUUUUGACUUAAUUUAUAGCAAAGUUUUUGGCUUGUCUCUCCGAAGCCACUAAUGAAGGCCUGAAAGAGAAAAGGUGGCUCUUUAAAACUCCAGCCAGGUGUGUGCUCAGGCAGCAGGAACUGACAUAUACUUUGAUUGUUAGUCUUCAGCCAGCAGCCAGUGGUGUUUGUGUUCUCUUAGCUAUAUUUUGUCUGUUUGUGGUUUACACUGGAGUAGGUGGUGUGAAAUGUGAAUGGUGUGCAUAAAUGAGUUUAUGCAUGGUGUAAGCCCAGGAGGAGCAGACGGGAACAGAUGAUCGCAAGACAUUCUUUAAGAUCAGUCUUUUAUUUCCACCAUGUUUUAAGGAUCUUAAGAGUUGGCGUCACUCUUGCAGUUGCCAGAGAAAUGCGCAAGGUUUUUUUUUGAGUCAACCUUGUUGCUGGCAGGCACUGUAUCAGUGGUGGUGUCCACACCGUCUGAGUUGAUGAGUUCGAGGGGAGCAGUGAGCACUCCUGAGUUUUUGAUUUUUAAUGACAAGGCGAAUGGUUGUGAGUUUUAGGGAGAAGAGAUGGGACAGGAGGCGAUCGGCGGUUUGUGGAGCAGCAUGGCGGCUCUAAGUAGCCUCCUGAACAGUCUGACGUACACACAGAGGACCCUCUGCGGCUCUCUGGAAUCUGCACGGCUUUUACAAUGGCUUGUAUUUGCCGCGGUGCCAAAGGAAUUGCCAUCGUACGCCCCCCCCCCCCAUCCCUAACAUCCCACGUAGAGAAGUUUUUACUUGCUGAUGUGUGUUGGUUUUCUCCGUUUUCCUCAGUCUCAAGUGUUUACAAGGCUGCUGGCUGCUCAAUUGCCACCAACUAAUGUCGCUGUCCCUGAAGUUUAGCACAACCCAAGUGUGCCGCAGUUCAAAGAAUGGGUAAAAGCCCAUUUAAUCAGUUUCUGUGCAGUAUCAUUGUUUAGCAGUGUUAUACCAUGAGUUUUCUUUGUCAGACUUGAUUUUGACUCGGUGCCUUUUUAAUGCUGGGACGUUCCACCUGCCAACGCAUCAAAAUGUCUGAAACACCAAUCUAAAUGUUUUUAAAUAGGGCUGUUAUGGCUCGCCUCUUCUACAAUGUUUUACUGGCUGUCUGGAAACCUCUUUGAUGUAGGAAUGAGCAGUUCAGAAUAAUUAUUUAGAAUCGCUGAUAGAAAAUGCUCACAAGAAAUGCCUAGAUUUAAAUUUUGUGGUAGGGAUGCAUUACUUUUUGUGUACGUGAGCAAACCGUAGCACUCCCCAGAGUACCGCAGUGACAACUAACUCGCAUGUAUAUUUAACUUCCCUGGUUAAGCCUUCUCUCGACAUUUGGUUACAUCAGUGAGAAGCUAUUGUACCUGUCAAAAUAUGCACUUCUGCAUAGUUUUGGUUCAUGAAAUAUAUGUGAAAUUAUUUUUAGUGUUUGGAGCAAGGUUGAAAAAAUAUUUGUCUUGGCCUCUUUGUUUGUUCUGUAUGUCACUCUGUCUUACUUAUUCAGUUUUUGCAUUGCAUGACGCUUCUGCAGUCCUGCAAUCUACUGUUAAAGAAUAAUUUCAAGGAACUUCCUUUAGUCCUCACUGCAGUGUCUUUAAAUCUCCUGCCUUGUGAUAAUAUUUUGUUUACGUGCUCAACAGUUGACUCACUGAUGUCUCCCCCCCACACACACACACUGAGAUUGUAUUAUUGCCUCACCACACCAGAAGUCGUUGUAACAGUCUAACAUUGUUGAAGGGACCAAAAAGAUUUCCGUUUAAUAAAUUUCACAA
Seriola dumerili (greater amberjack) is the source of this 8425-nucleotide messenger RNA. RefSeq names its product meiosis regulator and mRNA stability factor 1 (gene marf1). Gene Ontology annotation, cellular component: peroxisome; cytoplasm. Gene Ontology annotation, molecular function: mRNA base-pairing post-transcriptional repressor activity; CCR4-NOT complex binding; RNA nuclease activity. The record is from RefSeq and is a predicted model, not a curated record. Gene Ontology annotation, biological process: post-transcriptional gene silencing. Bases 101 to 5614 code for a protein of 1837 amino acids. Lineage: Eukaryota; Metazoa; Chordata; Actinopteri; Carangiformes; Carangidae. The transcript has 27 exons.